Suillus discolor is the source of this 546-nucleotide messenger RNA. RefSeq lists its product as uncharacterized. The transcript has 4 exons. NCBI's taxonomy places the organism in Eukaryota, Fungi, Basidiomycota, Agaricomycetes, Boletales, Suillaceae. The record is from RefSeq and is a predicted model, not a curated record. The coding region runs from base 1 to 546 and encodes 181 amino acids.
AUGACAUCGCUUUUAUUCAGCUCUCCACGCCUUCCCUUCUCAGAUGCCCAGAAGAAAGCGUGUCAACUGUUCAUUGAAGAUCUUGUUGGUCGACCAACCGAGAAGGUUACUGCCCGGUCAGGGAAUAUAUUCUACAUUAAUAAUAUUGCGAACACAAUUGCAAAGGGUGUUGCAUUCAUAUCAUUCCAAGACUAUGCAAACCCACUUACAUGUUUCGCAAUGCAAGAUUAUCCUGAGGAUUGUGGGAAAGGGAUGUCGCAAGUUUUCAACAGCACAAAGAUGUUGCUCGACCUUCCAUCUCCUCCUGCAGCACGAGUGGAUGGGAUGAUAUAUUUUGUCAAUGAGCUAUUACAGGAGUCUUCAGGAGCCUACUUCAUCCCAGAACAGUUUUUCCUUGGCUCUCCGGUUGUUGAGGGAUUUAUUAUCAAUGAUGAACAAGAAAUUAUCCCGACUUCAACAUUUGCACGGUCAUAUGAAGAUAUUUCAUCAACGAAUGAGCUCGACUGUGGACUCACUGGUACGUUAGAUCUAGGUCGUCUUAUUUGA